AUGUGUCUGUGCUCUCUGGCCUUCACUCCCCUCUUGCUGGUGGUGUCAGGCAUUGUAUGUGAUGUGCAGGAAGUUUGUGUUGGGAAUCCUGGCAUUCCUGGAACACCUGGAUCCCAUGGCCUGCCAGGCAGAGAUGGGAGAGAUGGUAUCAAAGGAGAUCCUGGACCUCCAGGCCCCAUGGGACCUCCUGGAGGAAUGCCAGGGCUUCCUGGGUGUGAUGGACUGACUGGAGCUCCUGGAGUCCCUGGAGAGCGUGGAAACAAAGGACAGCCUGGAGAUAGAGGACCCCCAGGGCUUCCAGCUCAUCUAGACGAGGAGCUCCAAAGCACACUCCACAACUUCAGACAUCAAAUCUUGCAGUCAAAAGGAGUUCUCAGCCUGCAGGAAUCCAUGCUGGCAGUGGGAGAGAAAGUCUUCGCCACCAAUGGACAAUCAGUCAAUUUUGAUGCCAUUAGAGAGUCAUGUGCCAGGGCAGGUGGUCGCAUUGCUGUUCCAAGUAACCCAGAAGAGAAUGCAGCCAUUGCAAGUAUUGUGAAGAAACACAACACUUACACCUACCUGGGUCUGGAUGAAGGUCCCACCCCUGGAGAGUUCUACUACCUGGAUGGUGCUCCUGUGAACUACACCAAUUGGUACUCAGGGGAGCCCAGGGGCCAGGGCAAGGAGAGGUGUGUGGAGAUGUACACAAAUGGGCAGUGGAAUGACAAGAACUGCCUGCAAUACAGACUGACCAUCUGUGAGUUUUGA
This is a messenger RNA of Orycteropus afer afer, 747 nucleotides long. Its product is annotated as pulmonary surfactant-associated protein A-like. NCBI's taxonomy places the organism in Eukaryota, Metazoa, Chordata, Mammalia, Tubulidentata, Orycteropodidae. The record is from RefSeq and is a predicted model, not a curated record. Bases 1 to 747 code for a protein of 248 amino acids. Gene Ontology annotation, cellular component: rough endoplasmic reticulum; multivesicular body. The transcript has 4 exons.